This is a messenger RNA of Pristis pectinata (smalltooth sawfish), 4033 nucleotides long. It is a transcript of the gene ada2a, whose product is annotated as adenosine deaminase 2a. Lineage: Eukaryota; Metazoa; Chordata; Chondrichthyes; Rhinopristiformes; Pristidae. The transcript is spliced from 9 exons. The coding region runs from base 735 to 2300 and encodes 521 amino acids. The record is from RefSeq and is a predicted model, not a curated record. Gene Ontology annotation, molecular function: adenosine deaminase activity. Gene Ontology annotation, biological process: adenosine catabolic process; inosine biosynthetic process.
GGGGAGUUGUUGUCGGGGACGGCGACAACUCGGGUUGCCCCGCGGUGUUUUAAUGACGAGUUCUUUAAUGAGACUGAGAUGUGUUUUGUGGCCUUGGACCUGAAUGAUUCUUCUUUCUACUCCCCCGCCCACUUCCCCUCUACCCUGGGAUAAUUGGCGCCGAAAGUGUUUGGUGUUGCGGUUCCUGAGUUGCAACAGUUGCCAGGAGCGGGCGAACGUUCCCACUUGGAUCACCCAAAGUUCCAUCCCCGGUGUCCCGCCGCUCCUGUGCCAAUGGAGCCGAGACGCUGCUGCCUUCGUCCGGGUGGAAGUGCCUGCACUCCCACUGCAUACUGCAUCUUUCCCAGUGAUAGGCACAACGGCGACGGUUAUCCAGUCUUCUCCGUCCCGUGCUUCUAAACCGGAGGCUUGGCUCCUUUUAAUUUCAACGCUUUUUGUUACAAAAACUCCUCGAUUUUUAAUGACCCCCCCUCCCCAAAAGUUGCAACUCCCCAAUGAUCAGCAGAAGUGUCAAUUAAAAUGUAAGGACAUUCGGAGGCAGAACCGGUUUAUCUUUCACUGUUCGCGCGUUUCAAAAGACAAGUAAGGACCGAGGGUUACUUCCGCUGUCAGGAGAAAAGGAAGUUACUUGCAGAAGUGGAAGUCAUUAAUAUUUCGGAACGUUUCCCAGUUUAAUCGGUUUGAUUUCUGAAGCAGGUUGUGUCUUUAUCUAACUUGGAGUGUUGUAUACGGCCAUGCGUCAUUUAUUUGGGAAAAUGACGAGACCAAACGUCAAGAACACUGUGUUUUCCAUUUCUUUUUGUUUAUUUGCUGUGUGCCAAGCGUUUCCGACUCCAAAUGACCGAGAUAAAUUGAUGAAAAUGGAACAGUUCAAAUUUACCGGCGGUAAUCUACUAUCAACGGAAAAAGAAAUCAAAGUUAAUGAUAUACUUAUGAAAAUAAAAAUAAAGGAGAUUGCUGAAGGAGUAGAAACCGGUAAAUUCCCACCGACCAUGCAUUUUUUCAGAGCUAAAGAACUGAUUGAACAGAGCACUGUUUUUAACAUUUUACGGAAGCUGCCCAAAGGUGCUGCUCUACAUCUGCAUGAUUAUGCCUUGCUGAACACAGAUUGGUUGGUGAAGAAUGCGACUUACCUACCUAAUUGCUAUAUUUGCUUCACGGCUUCAGGAGGCGUCAGAUUUCGUUUCUUCCUCAGAAGCCCGCAGAAAAGAUUGACCGGGUGUUCAGAAUGGGUUUUGCUUGAGAAGUACAGGCGUCAACUUAAAAAUGUAACAGAAUUUGAUAACAGUUUAUUGAGAAAUCUUACAUUGGUAACAGAAAAUCCAGAAGAAGCCUACCAAUCGCAAAAUGUAGUAUGGGGAAGAUUUGAAGACUUAUUUAAAGCUGCUUCCAGUCUUAUUUCCUAUGCCCUCGUGUUUAAAACAUACUUCUAUGAGGCUUUGUGGGAAUUCUAUCGUGAUAAUGUACUAUACAUAGAGAUACGAGCCUUGCUGUUGCCGGUGUAUGAACUCAAUGGCACCUUGCAUGACAAGGAGUGGUCCAUUAUGGCUUACCAGGAGGUUGCAAGACAAUUCCAACAUGAUAAUCCUGACUUUAUGGGGGCCAAAGUCAUAUUUUCAACAGCUAGGAAAAUUAACAACACCGCAAUGAAAACUACAAUAAAUGAGGCCAUGAAAUUUCACCAAAAGUUCCCUGAGACCAUAGCAGGGUUUGACAUGGUUGGCCAAGAAGAUGCUGGGCACCCAUUGUGGUAUUUCAAGAACGAGCUAUUAGUUCCAACGGAGACAGGAGUUAAGCUGCCUUUCUUCUUUCAUGCUGGGGAAACCGACUGGGAGGGUACAAGCGUAGAUGAAAACAUCCUGGAUGCCUUAUUGCUGAAUACAAGUCGAAUAGGCCAUGGCUACAGCAUAAACAAACAUCCAACAGCAAAGUGGAUUUCCAGAGAGUUUGAUGUGCCCUUAGAAGUCUGCCCAAUUUCAAACCAGGUGCUUAUGCUGGUCACUGAUCUGCGAAAUCAUCCAGCUGCAAAUCUAAUGGCAGAAGGUCAUCCUAUGGUCAUUAGUGCUGACGAUCCAGCUGCUUUUGGGACCCGUGGUUUAUCAUAUGACUUCUAUGAGACCUUUAUGGGAAUAGGAGGUUUGAAAGCUGAGCUAACUACACUGAAGCAGUUGGCUCUGAACUCCAUCAAGUACAGUGCUAUGUCUGCCGAGAUGAAGGGCAAAAGCAUCAAACUUUGGCUGAGAAAGUGGGAUGAGUUUUUGGAUGAAGUCCUUAACAUGUCCAACAGAGAUGAGCUGUGAGAAGACCAGUUCACUGUCCUGUCGACUACUCGGUUCUUAGUGAAAUAAUUUUCUCUCAGGGAGAUAGUGACUAUUUUUUAUCGUUAUUAAAAUGGAUAAUUUCAGCAAUCUCUUUGUCUCCUACACUCCAUUUUUCUAGCACUUCCAUACAACUUAUGACACCAGCUUGCUCCUGCCCCACUAUCUCAUCCAUUAUUGGUGGCAAUUCAUUUAGUCAUUAAGUCAUUGCCUCAAGGAAUUUCUUUAUAAAGUCCUUCUGGUAUGGUGGUGCUUUCUGGGUGGGGAAAAAUAUUUUCAAGUGCUGUGUGCCACACCCCUAUCACUAUUAUGUUAUUUUCUUUUUCUCUUCCUCCUGCACUCUUCACACUUCAUCUUUCCAUUCUCCAAAGCACUUCUCAGCACAUGAAAAUGUAUAAAAUGUCAGCUCCAAAUUCAUUAUUGUAAAUCACAGCCAGAACAGUUGACAGCCCCACUCUCAGCAAUAAGAUAUACUGUGAAUUUCUGAUUUUAGAAAAAUGGAUUAAACUAUAACAGAAACAAAUUUUUUAAAUUCUAAGUUGAGCCAGGGAUAGGCUGUGGUGCUAGAACAGGGGAAAAAGUAGAAGGUGAAGAACAAGUGUAGUUUGGUGUGUGUGUUGAUACCAGGAAGAUCUCUAGCCACGUCAGUAAGACAUGGGCUGCUGUGGUGCGACCACAGCAGUUGCAAAAUCAUAAUGUUUGUAGUGGCAAAUGGAGACUGCUUUUGAAUCCUCUCUUAAUCUGUGCCUUGAACUUCAAAAAUUCAACUUUUUUACAAGUUUAAUAAUGUUAGGUUAACUUAACUUGUAUAGCUUGUGAAAAAGGAAACAUGGUUUGGAUUUUAUUUAUAUUUUAGUGUCUGGAACAUUAUUGAAAGGAUUGUAUAAUAAAAAAAAAUUGAGUCUCAUACAAUAAAGAAUUAGCCAUGUUUACCAGCACACAAACUUGUGCAGGCACUUCAUUCAAUAAUGUUCACAAAAGGCUUUUUUGUAGAUUGACUAUCUGUUUGUGCUUUAGGAAAGUCAUAUUAGUGAACAAAUAAUUGUAUGCAAAGUUUAUCAUUCAUUUUAAUUAAGCUGUUAUUGUGCUCUAUGAAUGUAUCUGAUAUUAAAUAUGGGCUAAACAUUAACUGGCUAUGACAUGUUAAAUGUAAUAUAGUUGUCAAAAAGUCCAUAUCCUUUCAUUUACUCCAUAAAUAUUUGUAGAAGGGCAUGUACAUGACAGCAUAGGUUCAGCUUCCUCAUCAUUUGUAUUCAAGCAGAAUCUCUGCCAUCUGCAUGGGUAUCUAUUCAUCCCAGCAGGAUAGGGAGUUAUUCAUUCAGCUGAAUGUAAGGAGCCUGAUUAAAUGACUGCUGAAAAAGGAGCUCUGUAAUAUAAGUAAUGAAACAUUGCUCAAAUGGACAGAUUUUUUUUUGAGUAUUCAUCGAUAUGGUAAUAGGACUGUUGACAAGGUGAAAUGUUAUUGCUUGCUUAUUAACGUGAGCACAUGGUGAAAUGAUUAUGCGAGUCUGGCACAUGAACAUUGUGUCCAACUGCAGUAUGGAUCAACAUAUGGUACGUUAGUUUAAAACUGGAAAAACAUUUAAUUGUGCUUUGAUGAACUGAUUUUGUGCUGAUGGUACUAUGGACAUGCAGAACAGAAUUGUAUUGGAUGCCGUUCCUGAACCUUUUUCUUCCUGUACCUUUUCCAAAAUAAAGCUUUGAUUGAGCCAUGC